Molecule: messenger RNA, 749 nt
Organism: Ailuropoda melanoleuca (giant panda)
Lineage: Eukaryota; Metazoa; Chordata; Mammalia; Carnivora; Ursidae
Gene: GRP
Product: gastrin releasing peptide
Exons: 3
Coding region: 1-438 (145 amino acids)
Biological process (GO): neuropeptide signaling pathway
Molecular function (GO): neuropeptide hormone activity
Source: RefSeq, a predicted model, not a curated record
AUGCGCCGCCGCGAGCUCCCUCUCGUCCUGCUGGCGCUGGUCCUCUGCCAGGCGCCCCGGGGGCCAGCCGCCCCGGUGCCGGCGGGCGCAGGGACCAUGCUGGACAGGAUGUACCCGCGCGGCAACCACUGGGCGGUGGGGCACUUGAUGGGGAAGAAGAGCACAGGAGAGUCCCCACAUGUUUAUGAGGGAGGGAGCCUGGAGCAGCAGCUGCGAGAAUACAUUCGGUGGGAAGAAGCUGCAAGGAAUUUGCUAAGUCUUCUAGAAGCUAAGGGGACUGGAAGCCAUCAGUCACCUCAAAGGGAAACCCUGGGCAUUCCCCAGUCUGUUUGGGAUUACCAGGAUGACAGCAACUUUAAAAUUCUAGGUUCAAAACCUAAAGUUGGUGGACUCUUUGCUCCAGGUCAACAUGAGGGAAGGACCCCCCAGCUGAACUAACCAGGACAACAACGGCCUCUCUCAACGAAGCAAAGCAAAACCCUUAAGAGACUGUUCUACGGGCAUCGAUUCUACUGGAUCGUCAACCAGAUUCCCUUGGCGCAAAACACUUAACUAUUCUUGUAUCUUUCAACCCUAACUAAAUUCAUGAUUUUCAAGCAGCAUCUUCUGUUUUGAAUUUGUUUGCUGUGAAUAACUGUCCAUAAAGGGUCUUCGAAUUAAUGCUCUUUACAGCUAAGCUAUUUGUCAAUGAGAUUCUAGUCCCCAACCUGUUACCAUUCACAAUAAAAAACGUAAGCACAUUGUCCAAA